Molecule: messenger RNA, 459 nt
Organism: Metschnikowia bicuspidata var. bicuspidata NRRL YB-4993
Lineage: Eukaryota; Fungi; Ascomycota; Pichiomycetes; Serinales; Metschnikowiaceae
Gene: TIM17
Product: protein transporter
Exons: 1
Coding region: 1-459 (152 amino acids)
Biological process (GO): protein import into mitochondrial matrix
Cellular component (GO): mitochondrial inner membrane; TIM23 mitochondrial import inner membrane translocase complex
Molecular function (GO): transmembrane protein transporter activity
Source: RefSeq, a predicted model, not a curated record
AUGUCCGCAGACCACACGAGGGACCCCUGCCCAGUCGUCAUCUUGAGUGAUUUCGGAGGAGCGUUUUCCAUGGGUGUUAUUGGCGGGUGCUUUUGGCACGGAAUCAAAGGGUUCCGCAACUCGCCUUACGGUGAGAGAACAUACGGCAGUAUGAGUGCCAUCAAAGCCAGAGCUCCGGUAGUCGGCGGAAACUUCGGAGUUUGGGGAGGGCUUUUUUCCACUUUCGACUGCACAGUGAAGGGCAUCAGAAAAAGAGAGGAUGCCUGGAACGCCAUCAUCGCCGGCUUCUUCACCGGUGGUGCCUUGGCCAUCAGAGGUGGCUGGAAGCACACGAGGAACUCGGCCAUUUCGUGUGCGUGUUUCUUGGGUAUCAUCGAGGGUGUGGGUAUGAUGAUGCAAAGGUUCAUGGCCCAGCCCACGGUGGGCCCUGUGUUUCCUGACGAGCCCAUGAAGGCUUAG